ACCUUCAUCAUCACUUCCGCCCGUCAUUUGCAACCUAAAUGGCUGGUGUCUGUGUGAAAAAUUAGCAUUUUUUCUAAAUUUAUUGAAAUGUCUGAAGGCGAGAGCAAGAAAUUGUCGGAAUUGCGUGUAGUGGAUUUAAAAGCCGAGUUGGAAAAACGGGGUUUGGACCAAAAAGGAAUCAAACGAGAUCUGGUGGACCGCCUUCAAAAGGCACUGCAAAGCGAGGGGUUGGACCCCGAAACGUACUGCUUUGAAAUCGGGGAGAAGAAACCAGUUAAGAGGCUUUCAACUUCGUCAUCUUCUUACCAAGGGGAUGACAAUGUUUGUACUGAAAAGACUGAAACUGAUAGCGACGCAAAGGAGGAAGAGACAAAUGUUGUCACGAAAGAGGAAACAGAGGAACAAGUUGGUAGUGGAUCGAAUAAGACUGAUGCGGAGCCAGAAACCAUAAAUUUAACUUUGGAAGAGGAGGAAAAUAUUCCCGAAGAGAGCGCCGAGCGGGAGAGUAAGAAUUCUGGCGAUAAAAUAGUUUCCGAUGAGAAGCCAACAACACCUAAACAAGUCCAGAUGGAAGAGUCGACGUCACCCACUUCACAGCAGGCCUCCAAGAAAACGCCAGAAACACCAGGGACUAGCCCUAGCAAUGGAGCGGAAGAACCGAGUCAGAAGAAGGCCCAGUCAAACCCUCGCCUACUCUGGAUUACUAACGUCCCUAAAAACACGCGCGCUAACGAACUCAAACAACUGCUUUCGUCUUGUGGAAAAGUCGUUUGCGCUAAAGUCGUCGUUAACGCAAGGUUUCCCGGAUCAUGUUGCUUCGGAUACAUCACAAUGGGAUCGGCUGAGGAUGCGGCUAAUGUCAUUUCCAAACUAAAUAAUACCGAAUUUAACGGACAGAUUAUCAAGAUUGAUAAAUUUGAGAAUAUCAAAUCGGAUAUUAAUCCGACACGGAAAACUAAAAGCGAAGAAAAUAAGAAAUCACAAACGAGUGAAAAGAAGGAGGAUAAAACUAAGAAAAGUCCAGAGGGCAAAGAAAAGAAUGAAGAGAAAAAUGAUGAUAAUGAGAAAGCGGCGAAAAGUCCAGCCAGCCCUGAAAGAAGGAAGUCCUUAAAUUCCGACCGAUCUAGUCGCGGACGCAGACGUACCACCUCAAAAGAGCGGCAGAAAGAAAGGCCGAUGCAUCGCUCCACCUCUCGAGGGCAUAAGUCCAGUGUCCUAACUUUCGACAAAAUUAAAGAGGAACGAGAGCGGCAGCGCAUGCGCGAGCGCGAACGCGCCAUUCGCGAAGAGAGCCGACGCCGUCGAGAGGAGGCAGAGCGCAUGCGCGAAAUGCGUGAAAUCACCCGUCGCCAGAAAAGCGAAGCAGACCGAUUAGAACGCGAACGCGAGAAAUUGCGAAUCGAACGCGACCGAAUCGAGCGCGAAAAAAGCGAAUUGAUUAAACUGGAGCGAGAGCGUCAACGAAUCGAACGCGAGAAGCUAGAAAUGGAAAAAAUGGAGUUACAAAGGUCACGUUUGAGGCUUGAGGAGGACCGCAGGGCUGUGAAACGUCCACUUCCUGUGCCCUACAGACGGGAGGACACAUUCGAGGAGCGAAAACGUCCAAACAAUGUGCGUCAUUUUGAGGACACAACGCCGCGGUUUGAACCGCCGCCGCCGCCUACUCCGGUGCAACAGAAGAAGUUUGCACCUUCGAAAGAUUUUAAACGAAUGUCCUAUGAUAAGCAUGAGUCGUUUUCGGACAAACGCAGGGAUUAUAAUUCGGACAGGUCGCAUCCAGGGUCGUCGGUUAGGUCGAACCCUUCGGUUAAUCGGUAUGAUAACGUCAGAGGGCGCGAUUCGCGGGAUGCGCCAUCUAGGGACUCGCAAUCGAACUUGAUGAGGUCGAAGGAGCGGUACAAUGAGAGGGACAGGAGCCCCCAUUUUAGGCCCCUUGGGGAGAGCAGGGACCGCCAUAGUUCGUCUCAGGGGAAAUCAGAUCGAGAUCAUCACUACUCAGAACAAAAUUCUGAUCGUUGGAACCACCCAACUAACUCACAAUCGAAGUUCGGUUCAAAUAACCAAAAGCCUUGGUCUGGCAAAAGCAACUGGCGUCCAGACCCACCUACGGUCGACAGAUGGAACUCAAGUAGGUCUUCAAUGAAUCAACAGUUCUCUGGAAAUUCCAAUAUGGCGCCGACUUGUCCACCCCCGCCAGGAAUUAAUAAUUAUUCAGAUCGAUUCGACUACAAGUCCAGUGGACUUAGAAAAUAUUAAUUUUGUAUUUAUUAGCCACCUGUUUUUUUUGUUUGUUACAAUUAAUUAUGUGUUUGACCAAUUUAAUAAAUAAUAUUUAAAGUAA
Tribolium castaneum (red flour beetle) is the source of this 2341-nucleotide messenger RNA. Its product is annotated as scaffold attachment factor B1. Gene Ontology annotation, biological process: regulation of mRNA processing; regulation of transcription by RNA polymerase II. The transcript is spliced from 11 exons. NCBI's taxonomy places the organism in Eukaryota, Metazoa, Arthropoda, Insecta, Coleoptera, Tenebrionidae. The coding region runs from base 88 to 2256 and encodes 722 amino acids. The record is from RefSeq and is a predicted model, not a curated record. Gene Ontology annotation, molecular function: RNA binding; sequence-specific DNA binding. Gene Ontology annotation, cellular component: nucleus.